CCCACUCAAUAAUUAUCUCUCGUGUCGAGAGAUGAAUUACGCGACCAGUCCUGCCUGGGCUCAAUAGUCCAGACCAUAGGUCUUGUCACUAAUUUAGUGGCAGGAUCUUGUUCCCAGCUGGCGCCGACAACCCCUGGGGCAGAUGUAAAUGGCUACGGUCUCACACCGUCAAGAUCCAGGGCCCUAUAAACUGGCCUGGACCGGCUGGAUCAUCACAGGCUCCCAUCUCCGUCGGUACAUGGUGCGUUUCAGACUAUGUAGACCACCAUGACGAGCUCGCAAGAGACCGCCUCGAGGGUGCCUGUGGUGAUUGCGGGAUACACCGUCCCCAUCAUCUGCAUGGUGCUGAGCACCGGUUUACGACUGGUUGUCAAAGUCCGCGGUCCAUCAGAAGACCGCUUCCAUGCAGAUGACUACCUGAUUACCCUGGCCACGGGGCUGGAGGUAGCGUACAGUAUUGUUAUGCUCUCCAUCGGCGUAAGUCAUGGUUUUGGAAAACAUGUCUCAACCCUCUCGACUAGCGACCAGGAGGCCUUUUUGAAGGGUGAUUAUAUUGCCAGUCACCUCUACAAUGUCGGUCUUGCCAGCGUCAAACUCAGCAUCCUCGCCUUAUACUAUCGCAUUUUCACCAUCCCAUGGUUCCGCAAAACGGUGAUCGGCUGUGGCGCUUUUGUCUGUCUCUGGAUUGCGACCAUUGAAAUCUUCAUGGGUUUGCUCUGUCGGCCAUUGGAGGCUUUUUGGGACGCCAGUGUCAAAGGGCAUUGCUUCAACUCUAGUGCCCUAUCAUACUACGUGAACACCUCAAACAUGAUCACCGAUAUCGUCAUCUUUGCUCUGCCCAUUGGGGUCAUUGUACGGCUGCGUACGACUCGGCAUAACAAAAUUGCACUCUGCAUUAUCUUCUCAAUUGGAUUCAUUACCUGCGGAAUCAGCGCUGCUCGUCUAGCCUUCGUCUUCGCCCAAACAUCCUCAGAUGUCACCUGGGACGGCGUCGAACUCGGCGUCCUAUCCGGCUUCGAAUCCCUCGGUGGAAUCCUCUGCGCCAACCUCCCCAUAAUCUACCGCCUGUUCAAACAAGCCGCCCAGAAAGUGACCAGCCGAACGGGAGGAAGCUCCUCCGCGCCCCGUCUGCAGUAUGGUCGCGAAUCCAAAAGCUUCGCCUCCCGGUCCCGUCCACGUCGACACCGCCUCAGCGAGACGCUCAGUGAGCAGUGGAUCCAAUUGCAGAACGGAAACUCGUCCAAUGACAACCAUCAUUCCAGUAAGAGCUCCGCGGAAUACUCCGUGCAGAAGGUGGUCGAUAUGGAAACGGGGAUGGAAAUGGUCCGGCUGGACAACAUGCCGAAUAAUGCCAUUACCGUCAAGAGAGAUUUUCAUCAGGUGGUGGAGGAACAUCGUUGAGAGAUGCUCAUAUCACAGUUAUUCAGAUCACAGUCAUUCUUUUAUUCCUCCCUUUAUCAGGACCUUUUUCUUAUGUUACAUAUAAAAGUUUAUCUUGCAUAGAUCUAGAUAGUUGUCUUACACACUUUCGAGGAUGCGGAAAACGAAC
Molecule: messenger RNA, 1549 nt
Organism: Aspergillus ibericus CBS 121593
Lineage: Eukaryota; Fungi; Ascomycota; Eurotiomycetes; Eurotiales; Aspergillaceae
Product: integral membrane PTH11-like protein
Exons: 6
Coding region: 268-1401 (377 amino acids)
Source: RefSeq, a predicted model, not a curated record